AUGGACCAUGCUUUAGGGACAGGCUUCCAUGGAGACAGUAUCUCCAGAGCUCCAAAGGACUUUGCUGUCUACGGGGCAUUUGUGAUCCCGAGGUUACCCCCUCUCACUGGCAAUGUCUGCUCCUUUUCUGACUGCCCCCUUAGACUCGGGCCUGAGCACCAUGAGGAGCAGGGAACCUUCCUGGGACGGUUCACUUUCCUGGCGGCGCUCAAUCCCAGUCAGACCUUCCAGCUGAAGAACGAGCUCUCUGGGUUCGUGAAGUACCUAAGGCUGCAAGUGCUGAGCAACUGGGGUCACCCGGACUACACCUGCCUGUAUCGAUUCAGAGUGCACGUCGUCAUUGCCGAGGGAAUGGCUCCGCCACAAAGGAUCCUCUUUCCCCCGGAGAAGAUUUGCAUGGAGUGGCAGCGACGACAGAGAGCUGGAGCGGGACUCCACAACCUGGGCAAUACGUGCUUCCUCAACUCCGUCCUGCAGUGCCUGACGUACACACCCCCUCUGGCCAACUACCUGCUCUCUCGGGAGCACAGCCGGUCCGUGUGACAAGGCUUCUGCAUGAUGUGCAUAAUGGAAGCGCACGUUAACAAGGUCCUGUAUUUCUCAGCCAGUGCCAUCCAGCCUCGGGCUGUCAUCAGAGUUCUCACACGAAUAGGAGAACAUUUCCAGCUUGGCAUGCAGGAAGACGCCCACGAGUUCUUACGCUACACUGAUGCCAUGCAGAGAGCUUGUCUGAAUGGAAGUAGCGACUUGGACAUCUCUUCUCAAGCAACUACCAUUGUCCAUCAAAUAUUUGCGGGCGUUCUGAGAUCCAGAGUCACGUGCUUGAGCUGCAAAGGGGUGUCCGAUUCCUACGAGGCCUUCCUGGAUGUUCCUUUGGAUAUCGAAGCAGCCUCAUCUGUCACCGCAGCUCUGGAGGACUUUGUGAAACCUGAGCAGCUGGAUGGCGAAAACUGCUUUAAAUGUAGCAAGUGUGACAAGAUGGUUGCCGCCUCCAAGAGGUUUACAAUCCACCACGCGCCCAAGGUUCUCACAGUGUGCCUGAAAAGGUUUGAAGCUUUCACGGGCGGGAAGAUCAGCAAGGUUGUGGCGUAUCCCGAGUACUUGGAUCUUCGGCCAUACCUGUCUCAGACAGCUGGGGAACCGCUCCUCUACGCCUUAUUUGCUGUCCUGGUACACAGCGGUGGCAGCUGUCAUGCAGGACACUAUUUCUGCUACACAAAGGCCAGCAAUGGACUGUGGUACAAGAUGGACGAUACGUCUGUGGAUGUUCGUGGCAUCGACACAGUUCUCAAGCAGCAAGCCUAUUUGCUGUUUUAUGUCAGGUGCUCUGAUUUGAAAAUAGGAGAAAGGGCUUCUUCCUCACCGGCACCAUCAUAUGCCCGUUCCUUCCUCAGUCAGUGGGGGGCUGGCAGCAAGCCGACGUGUUCUGUGGACCCACAGGGUCUGCCUCGUAGGACUAAGCACACCGUGCAAGAAGACAGCAACAAAGAGGAGCUCGGAUUCAGCCCUUCUUCCCGCUGCCAGAGGAAUGGUGCCAGGGAGAGGGUCCGGAGCAGAUCCCCGCAGUGGGGCAAUGAUCUCCGCAGCUGGUUCGUGGACAGCACGGACUACAACCACUCAGCACGGAGGAGGAGGAGAACUGGUCUUCCAAUUCGUGACCACACUCUCAGGGAUCACGCAGCUCCAGCGCCCUCCAACGGCAGCUCCCGGUUGGCUCCCACAAGCAGUGCUGCUUUGGAGCAAGCCUGCUGA
Gymnogyps californianus (California condor) is the source of this 1752-nucleotide messenger RNA. RefSeq names its product ubiquitin carboxyl-terminal hydrolase 42-like. The record is from RefSeq and is a predicted model, not a curated record. Lineage: Eukaryota; Metazoa; Chordata; Aves; Accipitriformes; Cathartidae. Gene Ontology annotation, molecular function: cysteine-type deubiquitinase activity; cysteine-type endopeptidase activity. Gene Ontology annotation, biological process: regulation of apoptotic process; protein deubiquitination. Gene Ontology annotation, cellular component: cytosol; nucleus.